Messenger RNA from Vollenhovia emeryi, 471 nucleotides. RefSeq lists its product as uncharacterized. NCBI's taxonomy places the organism in Eukaryota, Metazoa, Arthropoda, Insecta, Hymenoptera, Formicidae. The coding region runs from base 1 to 471 and encodes 156 amino acids. The record is from RefSeq and is a predicted model, not a curated record. The transcript is spliced from 3 exons.
AUGGAGGAAAUCGGCCGAAGCUAUACACAAGACAAAGAGAGACGUACAGAGAAAAAAGAUGAUAAUCAUCAAUCUUCACAAGAUGCAAUUGUGGAUCAUUUGAAAAGAUUAACGAGAGAAAUAGCGACCAUAAAAUAUGAUAUGAGGCAAACACUUACCUUGCUGGAUAUUUUAGUUAAAAAGAUAAUUAUGGAAACAGAAGUGGACAAGAACACGGAGAUUUCUUUUGACAGCGUUGAAACCCGAUUUCCGUUGCAAACUGUUAAAGAAUUGAUGGAGAUGGAGGAGAUCUUGAAACAUUAUGAUUCCCAACAUAAUGCUGCAAUACGCGCGUAUAUCAAAACUAUCGGAGGAACUAACGUCACUGAUGCCGUAAAGAGAAUAUUAUAUAAAAUAUUCUCAAACAAAUUGGCGGAGAAGUACAAUUGGGAGGGUCGGAAAGGAAAUAUGCGGAAAGGAACCACUGCGUAA